This is a messenger RNA of Prunus armeniaca (apricot), 285 nucleotides long. Lineage: Eukaryota; Viridiplantae; Streptophyta; Magnoliopsida; Rosales; Rosaceae. The record is from the annotation of a GenBank genome assembly.
AUGUGGACGAUAGAGUAUGGAAUCACUCCUGAGUUGCUUAGCAAAGUCAUCAUGAACACCUUGCACAUUAGGGCAUCUUCUGCUUUGUACAAGAUCAUAGCACUCUUGAAGUGCUUCAAAUGGCUCUCAGGGUCAAAGUUCCCCUUGAAAUGUGUGAUGGACGACAUUGUGAACUGUUUCAGAGGUGUGGCCUACUCCACCUCGUCGAUGAAGGGCGAGGAGUUGACUUUAUCAACGUCCUUGCGUAGGGCUUCCUCCGUGCUUUCUUUAAGUUGGAGACUUUAG